Molecule: messenger RNA, 942 nt
Organism: Adineta ricciae
Lineage: Eukaryota; Metazoa; Rotifera; Eurotatoria; Adinetida; Adinetidae
Source: the annotation of a GenBank genome assembly
AUGCAUUCCAUUAAUGAUCAAGAUAUAAACAGUUCCAACGAUGAGAUCAGCAAAUAUUCUGAUAAAUACCUUUACCACAUCUAUAAUGGUUUAUGCUUACCACCAUAUAUAACCCCGGAACGAUUGGAAUUUUGCCAGAACAUCACUCCUCGGCCAAAUGACAUUUGUUUUAUCUCCUAUCCGAAAUCCGGUUCAACAUGGUUAGCUUAUAUAUUGAGCUGUCUUGUUUGCAAGGGUAUGAAACCCAGUGAAGAAUUUUUAAAGAAACAUAUCAUAUGGCCAGAAGCUACCGACUGCACUGUCGCAGAACUUGACCAACUUCCCGAUACGCGUAUUUUUAAAUCCCAUAUGCCAUACGACCAACAUGUCAUUGGUUGUCAAAGUAUGCCAAUCGAAUUAAGUCCGAUGAAAUAUAUUUACAUUGCUCGAAAUCCAAAAGAUGUUGCAGUAUCCUAUUAUAAAUUUGAAUAUGAUAAAUCUUGGUCAAACUACCAUGGAACUUGGGAACAGUGGUUUGAACGUUUUAUAAACGGCCAUGUUCAACGUGGAAGUUGGUUCGAUCAUAUUCUUAGUUGGUAUGAUCAUCGUCAUUCUCCCAAUCUACUGAUAAUAUGGUAUGAAGAUUUAUUUCUCCAAUUUCACUCAACAGUUCGCCAAAUAUCAAAAUUUUUAAAUCGUGCGGAUAUUACUGAUGAAAUCAUAGAAAAAAUAUACAACGACACUCGAUUCGAUACAAUGAAACAUGACGAAGCAUUUAUCACGAUGAAUAUGAGAGAUAAAUGGGAGCAUAAAAAUCACAUUGGUCUCUUUUUUCGUUCAGGAAAAAUUGGUAAUUGGAAGAAGCAUUUUACCACUGAGCAAAACAACCAGUUUGAUAAGGUUUUUCUGGAAAAAAUAGGUGGAACAGGCUUGUCCUCGAUUACAUUUGAAGUCGAAGAAUAA